CCCAUAUUUGGGGACUAAAAAAGUCCGUUCUCUCUCUCUCUCUCUCUCUCUCUCUCUCUUUGGAUCUUUAUGUACCAAUAAAUUGGAGUUGUUCCGCUGGGUGUUCUUUGCCAAAGCUGAGCAAUCUCCUUUCUCUGUUCUUUCACCUCUGUUCCUUCCUCUGUUUUCGUGUCAAGAGCGAUGGCACAGAAUUCAGGAAGUAACGGAAACCAUGAUGUUUCUUUGACUGUUAAAGAAUGCGAGGCCAAUCACAACCAUGCCUCCUCUGCGUCCAAAACCAACCAAGGAGGAGGCUUCUAUCUCUCUGUUCCUUUCAUGCAGAAGUUGGUGGCAGAGGUUUUUGGUACUUACUUCUUGGUCUUUGCCGGUUGUGGAGCGGUGGUGGUGAAUUUGGACAAUGACAAGGUGGUGACUCUGCCGGGAAUAUCGAUAGUAUGGGGGCUGGCUGUGAUGGUUCUGGUUUACUCUGUUGGCCACAUCUCCGGCGCCCAUUUUAAUCCUGCGGUCACCAUUGCCUUUGCCACUUGUAGAAGAUUUCCGUGGAAGCAGGUGCCAGCUUAUGUAUCAGCUCAAGUCCUCGGGUCGACACUGGCGAGCGGCACCCUACUGUUGAUAUUCAGUGGGCACGAGAACCGGUUUGCCGGAACAAUUCCAGCGGGGUCUAACCUGCAGUCUUUUGUGCUUGAGUUCAUAAUCACAUUCUUCCUCAUGUUUGUCAUAUCCGGUGUUGCCACCGACAACAGAGCUAUCGGAGAGCUUGCUGGCCUUGCUGUUGGGUCUACGGUCCUACUUAACGUAAUGUUUGCCGGGCCAAUUUCUGGAGCAUCGAUGAAUCCAGCGAGAAGCUUGGGGCCUGCUAUUGUACAUUGCAAGUACGAAAGCUUAUGGGUGUACCUUUCGGCGACGACUCUUGGGGCUAUAUCCGGUGCAUGGGUCUACAAUAUAAUCAGGUUCACGGACAAGCCGUUACGCGAGAUCACCAAGAGUGGAUCUUUCCUAAAAGCGUCAAGAAGUAACGGCUCUGUCUAAUGGAGUUAUCAAUGGUUGGAAACACUUUUUUUUUUUAUCUGAUUUUAAUUCGGAUAAAAAUAGUAUUUCCAACUAUUUAUGAGAAAAAAGAAAAAAGGGUUUCCUCUAUAUUUUGUUGUACUUGUUUGGUGAUUGCUGCGUACGUAGGAUGUGGUACUUACUAUAUAUAGGCUUUAAAAAGUGUAAGGAGGAACUCAUCAUGUAUGACUGUAUGUUAUGAUGAAAUGUAGUAAUCCUUGUAUAUAACAAAUUUUAUAAAUGAAAGUUUGCUUCAUUGA
Molecule: messenger RNA, 1307 nt
Organism: Alnus glutinosa
Lineage: Eukaryota; Viridiplantae; Streptophyta; Magnoliopsida; Fagales; Betulaceae
Product: aquaporin NIP1-1-like
Exons: 5
Coding region: 181-1029 (282 amino acids)
Biological process (GO): transmembrane transport
Cellular component (GO): membrane
Molecular function (GO): channel activity
Source: RefSeq, a predicted model, not a curated record